Molecule: messenger RNA, 1908 nt
Organism: Sceloporus undulatus (fence lizard)
Lineage: Eukaryota; Metazoa; Chordata; Lepidosauria; Squamata; Phrynosomatidae
Product: prolactin-releasing peptide receptor-like
Exons: 2
Coding region: 100-1167 (355 amino acids)
Biological process (GO): G protein-coupled receptor signaling pathway
Cellular component (GO): neuron projection; plasma membrane
Molecular function (GO): neuropeptide binding; neuropeptide Y receptor activity
Source: RefSeq, a predicted model, not a curated record
GAAGGAGCUUCAUGCAGAAUGUGUCUAGGAUGAGCUUGCCACAGUCUUCAGUUUGGAUGUGACCUCUCCCUUCCCAAAGCACUCCAGAGGAAUUGGAUUAUGGAGCCCAACACGACUUUCCCACACAACUGGACUCUUUCUGAAAGAGAAGACGCUUUUGUCGGACUCCAACUUCUUCUAAGGUUCAAGCCACUCUUCAUCCCUUUCUACGGCCUCCUGGUGACCCUGGCUUUCCUGGGCAACUCCUUCUUGAUCUUGUCCAUCAUGGCUGACAAGAAGCUCCACAACGCCACCAACUUCUUCCUGGGCAACCUAUCAGUGGGUGACCUCUUGAUGUGCCUGGCUUGUGUGCCGCCAACUGUCUCAUAUGCCUUUGAGCCGCACGGCUGGCUCUUUGGCCAAGCCAUGUGCCACGCUGUCAUCCUCCUCCAAGCAGCCACGGUCUAUGUUUCGGCCCUCUCCCUCGCAGCCAUCGCCGUGGACCGGUACAUGGUGGUGGUCUACCCCGUCCGGAGGCGCAUCCCCUUGUGGUACUGCGGUCUGGUGGUGGCCGGCAUCUGGGUGGUGUCUCUGGUCCUGGCCACUCCACCUUCCAUUAAUUCGGUCUACUUGGAUCUCAGCAGCACUGGACACAACCUGUUUAUCUGUGAGGAGUUCUGGAGCCAAGCGGAGACCCAGCGGCUGGUCUACUCUUGUGCCAUGCUUCUCAUCAGCUACAUGGUCCCCCUCUUGGCAGUCACCAUCUCCUACUGCUCCAUCUUGGCCCAUCUUCAUCGCCGGAACAUUUCGGGCUUGGCCAACUCCAGCCAGGCUCAGUGGAACAAGCAGAAGCGCAAGGCCUUCGUCCUCUUGGUGGCCGCCAUCUUAGCUUUCUCUUUGUGCUGGAUGCCUCUUCAGGUCCUCAACCUCCUCCGUGACCUGGACCCGGACUUCUCCAUCCUGAGCAAGAGGUACAUCAACGUGGUCCAGCUCUCUUGCCACUUCACCGCCAUGAGCUCAGCUUGCUACAACCCAUUCAUCUAUGCCUCGCUCCACCACAAGUUCAGAGCCCACCUUCGCCUCAUCUUCUGCCGGAGGAAGAACAUCCGUGAUGGCCAUGCACUCUCUUCCAAGUCGGCCCAGGCCAACACCUGCCUCAGCCUGGUCCUUGACACAACCAGAGUGUGAGUGGCAAGAAGACGAGGCUCAGGCCAAUGUCCAUCUCACCUACAGAAGCAAGGACCUCAGCUGGUGUGUAAAUACUCACACAUGGACCUCCCGACAUGCUGCUACCCUUGGAUAUGUUUGCAGGGCUGUGUUUUUGUGGGUGCAGCACCCAGUGUCCAGAAAAACUGUAUGCUUUUCUAAUAUCCUAUGUAAAUAUCUUCACAACAUCUGUGAGCUGUUUCAAAGCAAGAGAGAGAUGUUGCAGAAUAUGUACCUGAAGCUAACACAAAACAAGUCCAAAAUUUAAAUUUCCAACUUUUAAUUUCAUGCUCCCUUUGGCACUUCACUAUCUCGAAACAACACACAGACGUUGUAUUUGGCUCUCAUAAGGAAUGCAAAGGAACGCACAGGAUGGUUUUUGAAGUAAGGCAGAACAAGCAAGGAUCAAUUCCAUUUUGAAGUGUGAAUUGAAAUGAGGACAAAAGGAUGGCCUUUUCUCUCCGGCUAUAUAUUCCAGGCUCAUUCGGGGCAAAGAAAUCACUAAGAAGCGGCCCAAAAAAAUGGGAGAGAAAGAACUAGAAAGGCUUUUGUAAAUACAAUAAAGCUUUCUGAGAAGAGCAAAGAAGCCCAGGCACCGAAACUGAAGUCACAGUGGUAAUAACUGAAUGAGGUAACCUUUGCAGUGGAUGGGAAAUGGAUUAUACUUUUUGGAUUUUGGAUUACCAUAAUUGACACCUGGAGAACUCCAGAAACAAUACUGAA